Messenger RNA from Suillus plorans, 1475 nucleotides. RefSeq lists its product as uncharacterized. The coding region runs from base 165 to 1256 and encodes 363 amino acids. NCBI's taxonomy places the organism in Eukaryota, Fungi, Basidiomycota, Agaricomycetes, Boletales, Suillaceae. The transcript is spliced from 7 exons. The record is from RefSeq and is a predicted model, not a curated record.
CUCAAAGAACGAAGAACGUGUGAACUCUGACAACGCCGGACCAAGUUGAAGGGACUGCUGUAUAAUUCAAGUUGUUCAACUCUGGAGUAGACCGAGCUCUCUCGACUUUUCCUAAACAGCGUCUCUCAAUACUUCAUUGCACUUGUGAUGCGCAGUGCACACACAUGGGCCCGCCCGCCGGAACCCGGGCCGGUGUGAAUUGUGUUAGCGCUCAAAGUCAACGUGCUGGUCAUCCGAGUCAUGCUUCGAACGUUCUUUGGAGUUCUGCCAAAGAGCGGGACGCCCAUUCCCUUCUCACACUACUUCUCAGCGUACCACACCGUUUCUUUCACAACGAUCUAAAUCUACAACCACUCGCGAUGACUGAAGAUCAUAGGCCAGAUAUCGAUCCUUCUCCACGAACUCUCAGAUCCAAUCAGAACCAGCCUCGUAGAGGAUCUUGUCAGUUCCUGCGCAAAUUGAAGAAUGGGUUAACCAAAAAGCUUCCUAAAUGCUCCAAGCGAACACGCAACCGCACCACUGCGGUCCACGACGUCGGAAUUGAAGAGGCUUCAUCGAGUCAGCAAGUCGAGGACACGUUGCAUCUCCAUCCUUCCAACGACAACAAGCAUCCCACCACAUCUGAGAUUCCCAGUGACUCCGUGAACCAAGGGCUGUCCGGAGAGCCUGCUCCGCAGGUAUUUCCAUCAACCUGUGAUGGUACACAAAACAUGCGAUCACUCGGGAAACAUGCGACUUCUAUGACAUCCGCCGUCGAGAAUGCCCCAGCGGAUCUUACUGCCGCAGAUAAUUUUGAGAUGAAGUAUCUCCAACGCCUCAAGAUUAUCGAUGGUGCCCUCAAGAAGAUCGCAGACGUUCAUCCGUACACAAAGAUGGCGCUGGGUAUGCUAUCUGCUGCAUCCAAAAUUAUAAUUGCGCAGGCACAGCGCGACAAAUCGAUUCUUCGUCUUCUCAAGAAAUUGGCUGAAGUUUACCGCUUCAUGGCUCAAGAUGACAGUCUUGGAAAAAUUGAAUCGAUGCGCGAUAUCGUUGCAAAGGUCGUUCACCAGACUCUUGAGUGUGCCCGUUUUAUCAGGGACUACUCGGAGACGAAGAGCUUUUGGGAGAGACUCACGAAAAGCGCUAUCUCGAAAAUGAUCAAACAGUACAGCGAUACUUUGGACGGCCUUAUGCAACAAUUCCGGGACCAAGUCGAUCGGGACGUGGCUGUCUUCGUCCAGGGGACGGGUAGGGAUCCUGAUACACUUCUGUCUUGAAGUUCACUCACACCGUUUCAGGCGAAACCCUGGAUCUCGGGGAUAUCGCUUAUGCGAAGGGCGCAGGUCUAGAUACCAUGAAACAGUGCCUACCAGGGACGCGCAUGGAGAUUCUUUCCCAGAUUACGGACUGGAUCAACGGCAGUGGAGAUGCUGCUAAACGUGUGCUAUGGCUAUCUGGUCCUGCGGGCAAGGGAAAAUCAGCCAUCGCCCACACGA